AUUCCCUAGCUUCUUGCAGUUUUAGAAAGAGAAGUGGCCUGAGUUUUGUCUGUUCAUCGCUUCCGCAAGCCACCGAAACUAUCUACCUGCAACAACAACAAUAUUCCCAAAUAUAUAUCGAGUAAAGCAUCUCCUGUUCUGGGGGACUAUCUCACUGCGGUGCCUGGUUGCUCUCUCUCUCUCUCUCUCUGUUUCUCUGUCUGUCUGUCUGUCUCUCUCUCUCUCUCUCUCUCUCUCUCUGUGUGUGCGUGUGUGUGCGCCUCUGGAGAGAGAGAAUUGGGGUAUAUGGAGUUGGUUGCUGAGUCAGAAUAAUGAAAGGAGGCGGACACAUGGUAUUCUUGCAAAGAAGGAAGUUUGGUUGCAGGGAGCUGUCGGGCAUUGUCUGAUCCUUGGCUUCUGCAAGUUUCAAAAGGUCUGAUGGGAAAUAUGACUGGUGAAGCUCUAGUCAACAGUAUUUCAAGAUAUAUUCAUUUAGUUGCCUGUCAGACCAUGAUGAAACUAGACCCACUUCAGAAAGACUACAGAAAGAUAGUUGACAUUCUGAAGCUUUUGAGGCCAGUGCUUGAUGAGGCCAUUGAGUCCAACGUACACUCAGAGGAGCUACUUGUGGAAUUUGAGGAAUUGGAUUUGGUGGUUAAUGAGGCCAGGGAUGUCAUUGAAAACUGGAAUCCCAAAAUGAGUAAGAUAUUAAAUGUCUUAAGAAGUGAGCCACUGGUGAUGAAGGUCCAAAAAAGUUGUCUGGGAAUUUGUUGUGUACUGAACAGAUUGCUGAUCUCUCCUGCAAUUGAGCACUGUAUGCAGGAACUUCAAUGUAUGGAACAGGGACAAGCAUCAGAAUUCAUCGAAGAAGCUCUGAGAGAUCAGAGAGACAAUCUCAGACCCCGAUCAGAUAAUUUGAUGAAAAUUGUGGAACUGCUUGGUUUGGCAUCUAACCAGGAGUUAUUCAGGGAAAGUGUUGCUUUGGAGAAGGAAAAGGAGAAGGCUGAAUUAACAAAAGAAAGAACAGACAUACACUAUCUUGAUCAGAUUAUUGUCCUUGUCAGCCACAUUCGUGAUUGCAUCAGUUUGAAUAAAUCCAGGCUUACUGAUGGCAGGGCAGUUCCUGCAUAUUUUUGCUGCCCAUUGUCAAUGGAGUUGAUGAUUGAUCCAGUUAUUGUGGCCUCCGGACAAACAUUUGAAAGGGCUUUCAUUCAGAAGUGGCUUGACUAUGGCUUAAGAACUUGCCCGAAGACAUGCCAGUCACUUGCUCACUGUGAUCUCAUUCCUAAUGACACAGUUAAGGGACUUAUUCUGAAUUGGUGUGAGAUGAACAAUGUUCUUUUUCCCCCUUCCUUCAUGUCAGUAGAUCACCAGCAUUCAUACCCUUAUGCUCCUUCAACAGUCUUGGAUUCUCCAGAUAGUAAAACCCUUCCACGCAAUAGGAGUGUUAGGUCUGAUGAGGCCCUGUAUACAGCCAAUCAGUACUUUGGCAGCAAUGAAGUCUUGAGUGAUCACAUUUCAAUUUCUCAAGGAGUUAGGAACAUGUCAAUUCAGAAAGAUGGCACUGUAUCGUUUCAAAAUGGAAACUCCUUUACAGAAAGAAGGAAAGGGAGUCAUGGCAUGCGCUGUGAAAUUCCAAGUGUGGUGGUGUCAGAAAGUAAACCCAGCAACCUCUCAUCAUGUGACCAAUCUAGUGAUCAUAGCCGGACUGAUUCACUGUCAAGUGCCAUUUCUAGCGUUGAGUAUAAUCAUGCAGUGGGUACAGAAGAUUCAAAUGAAGCAACCAGGUUUUCAGGCAAGCACGAUAGCAAUGAGGCCUCUGGAGAAAUUACAUCUUUCCGUCAUGUUUCCCCCACUUGGUUGCCUGGACGAGUGCAUAGUUCAGGAAACCGGGCACAGGCUGGUGAUAGUACUGUUCCUCGAAAGCAUGCAUCUUCACUUCCAUCUUACAGACGUGAGGAUGCCUCAGCUUCAACAACUGUUGAACAUGUUAAAAAAUUGAUUGAAGGACUUCAUAGUCAAUCAAUUGGAUCACAAACGGCAGCAGCAGAAGAGCUUCGGCUUUUGGCAAAGUAUAAUAUGGAAAACCGGAUAAUGAUUGCAGAAUGUGGAGCUAUAGCUCCAUUAGUUUCUCUAUUAUAUUCUCAAGAUAAAAAGACACAGGAAAAUGCAGUGACAGCACUUCUGAACUUAUCGAUAAAUGAUGAAAACAAAUGUAGAAUUGCAGAAGCAGGUGUGAUUGAACCUCUCAUUCAUAUCUUGAAGACAGGAAAUUCUGAAGCCAAGGAAAACUCUGCUGCAACUUUGUUUAGCCUCUCAGUUAUGGAGGAAUACAAGGCCAAGAUUGGGAGAUCUGGUGCUAUCCGUCCUUUGGUUGAACUUCUUGGUAAAGGAACCCUUAGAGGAAAGAAAGAUGCAGCCACUGCACUCUUUAAUCUAUCCAUCUUCCAUGAGAACAAAGCACGCAUAAUCCAGGCAGGUGCCGUCAAGUUCCUUGUGGAGUUGAUGAUGGAUCCAGAAGCAGGAAUGAUUGAUAAAGCUGUUGCCGUUCUGGCAAAUCUAUCAACGACCCCAGAAGGCCGAUCAACUAUUUGCGAGGAGGGUGGGAUUCCAGCAUUAGUGGAGGUUGUUGAGUUUGGAUCUCAAAGGGGUAAAGAGAAUGCAGCUGCGGCCUUGUUGCAGCUCUGCAUUAAUAGCCAGAGUUACUCCAGCCUGGUGUUGCAGGAAGGAGCUGUGCCCCCACUAGUUGCGUUAUCUCAGUCAGGCACACCAAGAGCAAAAGAGAAGGCACAACAGAUCCUCAGUCAUUUUAGGAACCAAAGAGAGGGAAAAAUGGGCAAGGGGAAGCAAUAAGAUGAUCGCUACAUGAGUUAAGCAGUCUCCAAGUUCAUAUCUGCGUCUGUUCAGUGAGAUUUAUUUCAUCUUCAGUUAUCGUUUUUCACCGCUGCAACAUGCCUAUCAUUGCCGUCCUAAUUUUGCGAUGCAGCCCGUCAGGCGGUGAGAUUUGUUGUAGUUCGAAUGGCGUUUCAUUUCUGAUGUAUAUAACUUUCCCUCUCUCCACACGCACACACCCGAGAUUGGAGUAUGUUUUUCUGUGUAACUGUUGCAUGUUUGCAUAAGGAGGCUAGUUGGAAAUUCAUGUCCA
Molecule: messenger RNA, 3124 nt
Organism: Nymphaea colorata (pocket water lily)
Lineage: Eukaryota; Viridiplantae; Streptophyta; Magnoliopsida; Nymphaeales; Nymphaeaceae
Product: U-box domain-containing protein 4-like
Exons: 5
Coding region: 418-2832 (804 amino acids)
Biological process (GO): protein ubiquitination
Cellular component (GO): nucleus; cytoplasm
Molecular function (GO): protein binding; ubiquitin-protein transferase activity
Source: RefSeq, a predicted model, not a curated record